This is a messenger RNA of Sporothrix brasiliensis 5110, 1506 nucleotides long. RefSeq names its product sulfite reductase beta subunit. Bases 1 to 1506 code for a protein of 501 amino acids. Gene Ontology annotation, cellular component: nucleus; RNA polymerase III complex. The transcript is spliced from 2 exons. Gene Ontology annotation, biological process: DNA-templated transcription. Lineage: Eukaryota; Fungi; Ascomycota; Sordariomycetes; Ophiostomatales; Ophiostomataceae. The record is from RefSeq and is a predicted model, not a curated record.
AUGGCCACAGUAGCAAGCUCAGACACGGUCGCCGCGCCUGACCCCGAUCCCGUCAUCGCCCGCUACAACGUCUUCCUCAAGCCGCAGCUGCCCGCCCAUCAGAAACUGCUCGUGCUCCAGUACCCCAACCGCACCGACAAGAAUGCGGCCGGUGGCGGUGCCGGCGCCAUCUCGCUCAGCGGCCAGACCCCGACCGAGCUGCGCAUCAAGACCGCGUCGGGCAUGGUCGAGGUCGACGUGCCCCUCGACUACGCUUCGGCCUACGACCGCGCCAAAGGCAUCGCCUGGGGCACGGCGCUGGCCACGUCCACCAAGGCCAAGGCGGGUGGCAGCCACGGCUUGGCGGGCGGCUUUGGUGUGGGCGGCACCACCCAGGGCAACAACCGCCACGGUCCUGGCGGCGGAGGCGGAAGCGGUGGUGGUAGCCGCGGUGCUGCUUCUGGCCAGGCGACCGCCGCGACCCACGCCGCCGCCGAAGCCGAGGACGGCCGGUCGGCUGGAGCUGGGGCUGGGACCACAUCGUCGGCCGACUGGGCCGAGGCCGUGCGCCAGGACCGCGUGCUGCGCCUGCAGACGCUGGGCGGCAUGUGCCCGCCCGCCCGCAUCGCCGAGGCGCGCUGGAUGAUUGGCGCCUUCGACGGCGGCAACCUGCAUCUGACGCCUGUCAACUCGCUCGUCCACCUGCGGCCGCAAAUGCACCAUAUUGACGCUGAGGCCGAGGUCGAGCGCGCCAAGCACCGGGACACAAAUGCUGCGGCGGGAGCCGGCGGCGGCGAGGGCGGCGCUGGUGGGGCGGCCGGUGCAGGCGGCGCAGGCGGUCGUGCGGCCGGUGCGGCUGGCGCUCGUGCUAUCCACAUGACCGUCAAGAGCGCCGGGGCCGACGGCGACGAGGUCAUUACGGAAACCAUGGCGGACCGCCUGCGCGCCGUGCAGAUGGAGAACUGGGCACGCAUGCUCUACGUAGGCGACGACGACGAGACCUCGUGGGAGGUGUACGACCAGACACUGUUCCUCAAAGACCCGGCCGCGGCCAUGCAGGCAGCAACGGCCGCGGCGGCUACGACGACAGCAACAGAGAGCGGCGCCGACGACGUGGGCGGCAAGGGCAAGGACGCCGUGGCCGACGCCGCCCACGGCCAGCUGGUCGACAAGGUACCGGCGCUGCGCACAAACUGGACCGAAGACGACAUGCUGCAGGCCAUUAGCAGGAUUGAGAAGCCGCCCGACGACCUGACACCCACCCCGACCGCCAGCAAGGCCAAGUCAAAAACGGCCGUCAAGGGCAAGGGGCCGGCAUUGCCGCUACCCACGGCGGCCGGUGGUGUCGAAAUCAAGAGCGAGGCGGAUGCACAAUCUACGUCGCCCAGUGCACAACGCCGGACGCGCCCAUUGGCCCGGCCAGCCGCGUCCAAGGCUGCGGCUGCGGCCCCUGCAACGACGUCCCGCGCUCGUGGUGCUCGGGCACGGCAGGCAGGGCGUGAUGUGACCAUGGACGUGGACCAGUAG